AUGGAUGCUCUGUGGUUGGCAGCGCUGGAAAAUGCCUUCGGUUACAAUCUUGGCAUCAAAUGCGACUGUAAUUUCCCCAAUUCCCACCCUUCAAAUCAUCAGAAAGGACAGGUUCCACGAGAGCUAGGACAACUUAUUGAUCUUAGAUCAUUGAGUUUGAGCACAAAUAGUUUCACUGGUUCCCUGCCAUCUGAACUUGGAAAUUUGAGAAGAUUACAAGAGUUUGAUCCAACUAAUUACAAUGAGAUAUGUGUGAAAAGAAUAGUAGCAAUGGAAGGUGAUUAUAUCAGUAAUGUUGGUGGUGUUGUGAAGGUUCUGGAAGGACAUUGUUGGGUAGAAGAUUCCAUUGGGUUUGACUCAUGGAAGGGUUACUCAUAUUGUUUGACAUUUUUAAUGCACAGGGAAGUGAUGCAAGAAUAUGCUGGUGCAAUGCAAGAUGAACAUGUUAGUGGGAUUCAACUAAAGAGUAACAAAGUUUUAACUAAUUAG
Molecule: messenger RNA, 489 nt
Organism: Lactuca saligna
Lineage: Eukaryota; Viridiplantae; Streptophyta; Magnoliopsida; Asterales; Asteraceae
Source: the annotation of a GenBank genome assembly